AUGGAAGCCCCCACUAUCAAGCAAGAAAGAAGCGGCUCUUCCCACGGCGGAGUCCCCAUUGACUCUAUUUAUUAUUAUGGUAAAUCAGUGUAUCAAGAUGUCAAUCUGAGAUCUUAUUUCGGUUCAAUACGUCCACCUACGAGACUGACCUUUGGCUUUCGUCUCGGUACGUGUAUUAUAAUAAAUUUUCCCAAAAGAACAUUCAUUCAUUUCUUUCUUCCCCGUCGACCACGACGACUGAAACGACACGAAAAAUCCAGACCCGGAAAGGAGAAGGGCCGGUGGUGGGCAUUUGGGAAAGUCGGGCCGAUCGGGUGUCUUCAUUCAAGCGACGAUACAGAAGAAGAACGAAACGAAGUGAGAGGCCGGGGGGCAGGGAAAAGAGUCGAGUCGAUCAGGCUCGACGACCGGGAGAAGCAAAACGAAAUUAGGAUUUGGCCGAAAAAGAAGCAACGCUAUGGAUACCAUGACCGAUCACCAUCGAUAAAGAAGAAUCUUUCUAAAUCACUUCGGGUCAGCAGGGCCUUCAAGCAUCCGAAAUACGCCGGGGUUGUAAAUGACAUAGCGUUCCUGAUAGAAAAUGACGACUCCUUCAGAAAAACUAAGUUAUUCAAGUUCUUUUUGCCAAAGAAGUCCCGCUCCGACGGCCCGACGAGGCAUCUACUUAAAAGGACCCUCCCUGCAGUGCGCCCCUCCUUCAAUUAUUUGGUCAUGCAAUACUUAUUGAAUACAAAGAACCAAAUGAAUUUCGACCCCGUCGUAGUUCUCAAUCAUUUCGUGGCACCGGGCGUGGCUGAACCAUCUACGAUGGGGGGAGCGAAUGCACAGGGAAGAAGCUUAGAUAAGAGAAUACGUUCUCGCAUCGCUUUUUUUGUAGAAAGCUCGACCAGCGAGAAAAAGUGUUUGGCCGAAGCCAAAAAGAGGUUGACCCGCUUCAUCCGCCAAGCGAAUGAUCUUCGCUUCUCGGGAACAACAAAAACCACCAUCUCGCUCUUUCCUUUUUUCGGUGCUACCUUUUUCUUUCCAAGGGAUGGGAUUGGGAUGUAUAAUAACCUUUUUUUUGAGGAUGCCCGGGAACAACUCCUAGGUCAAUUAAGGAUCAAAUGUUGGAACCUCAUGGGUAAGGAUAAGGUAAUGGAAUUGAUAGAGAAAUUCAUAGACCUAGGUAGGAUAGGAGAAUUGAUAAGGGGAAUAGAGAUGAUGAUAGAGAUCAUACUGAGAAACAGAAGAAUUCCGUACGGGUACAACUCUUAUUUGAACGAAGUGAAAAAAAUGCGAUCUUUGUUGUCUAAUAGAACAAACACUAAUACCUUAAUUGAGUCGGUCAAGAUCAAAUCUGUUUAUCAAAGUGCUUCUCCGAUUGCUCAAGACAUCUCUUUUCAACUGAGAAACAAAACAAGAUCAUUUCGUUCCAUUUUUAGUAAAAUAGUGAAGGAUAUUCCAUUAGUAAUGAAAAAAGGGGUUGAGGGGAUCCGUAUAUGUUGUUCAGGUCGAUCAAAAGGCGCAGAAAUUGCUAGAACUGAAUGCGGAAAGUAUGGAAAAAUAUCUCUUGCCUCUGCGGUUAUCCUACGUAUGAAAAGGGAUCCCGUUUUGAUUGCUCUUUUUCGUUCCCGCCCUCUCACAAUGCGGCCCUUUUUCUUUGCAAUAGCGUUUUUAUUAAUAAUCUGUGUAAACAUCCAAAUAGCCGCCUGCGACGGGGGAAUUCCUUCUCCCGUGCCAAAUUUACAUCCGGAGGUUCCCCCCGACACCGGUGUUCCCCAAGGGGCACCGGUGCAGAUUCCUGUCCCACCUGAAAUUCCCCAACUAGAAGAGCCUUUAAUGUCCGUGGAGGAUAGGUGGAAGGAACUUCAGCUACGGUUAAGUUUGUAUUUCCUCGGGAGAAACAGUUGGUCGGACGUCGGGCCAUUCGUGAGAAUCCUGGAGAGGCAGGUGCCUAUAGAAACAAAGAUAGAAGCUGCAUUGGUGGACGAUGGAUAUAAUCGGGAGGAUAUCCAUCAAAAGAGGUUCGAAAUAAGGGGAAUCCUCUUUAACCGUGGGGUGAACGCGCUUUCUGAACGUACCUUAGAUGAGUAUUUGGACCAAAUCGAAAGAAAUGGCACUCGGCAGAGCACUCCCUAUAGAAACGUAAGUAGGGCUAUCCAGAAUUUGGAUCUAAUUCUGUGA
Molecule: messenger RNA, 2163 nt
Organism: Prunus armeniaca (apricot)
Lineage: Eukaryota; Viridiplantae; Streptophyta; Magnoliopsida; Rosales; Rosaceae
Source: the annotation of a GenBank genome assembly